ACCACCAGUGCCCACCGACACCACAGCCCAUCUUUUCAGCACCACUGCUCCCUCUGGGCUCUGGCCGAGCACUGCUUGUGACCCAGAUAUUAUCUCAAGCGAUUCAGAAGACUGGGAGCAUUACACAGAAUAGGAAGGAAGAGCCUAUUGAGGAAGUAGCUCUUCACUGCUGAAGUUCAAAGUUGUUGUUAAAUGCAGUAUUUCAAUAAAUGUUUCUCUGUCUUGACUUUGCUGGUUGCUGGAACUAAGAAAGCCUUGGGUAUCUCAGCCCUUUGUGGGUUGCCAGAUGCCACAUGCAGGUCAGCAGUGACCCACACAUCAGCUGUCUGUGCCUGCUGGACAAGGCAGGAUUGUGAGAGCUUCCAGGCACCACAAAAUCAUCACUGCCUAUGUCACAGAAAUCUGCUUACCUCUUCCCAACCCCUUCUGCUUUUUGUCAGAUGUGGACUUGUUGUGUUGUUGGGUUGGGUUUUUUUGGAAACAAAGAAUGCUUAUAAAUUAUAAUGUCUAUAAAAUGCUUUUAUAAACAUGACAUCUCUUGUAUAUCCUAGAUAUGAAUGUAGGAGCCACGAAAACAGUCAGAAGGAAUGUAGGAGAAAACUAAAGUUUAUUUAUAUGUUUGCUGUUACCCAUUAACAGCAUAACGGUGUAUUCAUUAAUUGUAAUGGGUUAUCUUUCUAUCUGAGCAGAAAGAUAAUUAUCAACAUAUGAAUCAGCAGCAAAAUAUUUACAGUGAAAAUGAAUGUCAAGGCUCUAGCAUUUGUACCUGACAAGGGUACCUCACUGAAGUGCUGCUGAGACAUGCUCCUUCAGGCUCUGUGUCAAUGAAGCAUCUGGAGAGCCAAAGGAGUGUCUGAGUGGAUCUGCCCAAGGAGGAGGGAGGGACAACUGCUCAGGAAUUGUGUAUUUUUGUAUCCUGAAGUAGUAAAAGCAUGCAGAAAGUUAAUGGAAAGGUCUUGCAUGUCUUGUGUCAGAGAAGCCAUUCUUCUGAUACCAUUAUGUAAUGAUGGCAUUCCAGAGAAACUGGAAGGUGAACUAUUUUAUUGCUUGGUCUCUCCUGUGAAUGCUAAAUUCUAUCUUGUUUGGAACUUACUGCAGAACAUUGUUCUUAACAGAACAAUAUUUAUUUAGACUUACCUCAUUAUGGUUUCUGUUAGAUUUAUACUUAAAGCUAAUUAUUUUUUAUAAACUAGAUGGAAAAACAGGUGAAACCUCAGUUUCUCCAAUGUUUUUACAUGCUACACCCACACCUGUACAAAAGAGUGAUUGUUACUGUUGUUGCAAGUCCUACUUACCUUUAAAGGAGAGAUGCUUUAUAUCUGCAGCAAAAAGGCAUUUCCUCUAGUGAUAACAUGUAAGAAGUUAUUUGGAAAAGAUGUUUCUGAACUGAUCUUUUCUUGGGAAAGAUCUGGGAGAGGACAGAAUGUUAGUUCUCACCAGGUUACUUGCCUUCUCUGACACCCUGAUGAGCUGUAAGCCAUAGGGUUAAGAAGAAACAAAACCUCCCAUAUAUUUGCAAUGAUCAGGCUAGGAAAUACUUGUGUUGGAAUAUCUUGGAAUUUUGUUUUUCAAAGGGUUUUCCUUGAAAUCAAGUGAAUAAUUUAGUCAAUGUACAGAAAAGUACUUUUGUAGUUAUUCAGAAACAGUUCAUAUAAUUUUCAUUCUCUUUUUCAACCUUAUGGUUUUCUGUGUGUCUCAGUAAGUGGUAUAGGUUUUACAUCUGGUAAAAUGUUUCUAAAAGCAAACUAUUAAUGGCUAAGUAAAGGUGAGAUUGUGUCAGGAAGAGAGGUCUUCUAAGUCCAUUUAAUGAUCAUGCCUUGUUUGUUGAAUCUACUUAAUGGUUCCAUGUGACUUCCCUGACAUCAUCAUAAAGCCCUGUUGAGCUUCGUUCUCCUCGCAGCAAAACCAGGGAAGUAGUGCCUAUCUGCCUCACAGCUUGUGUGGGUUAGCCUUAAGUGCCAUGAAAAAAGCAGUGAAGGUGCUCAAUGAAUGCAUAGAAUUAUGUGCUACAUACAAUUUACAUAUGAGAUCCAUUGGUAUCCAUUUUAUUGCUGGGGAAAAGCAUUUGUCAUGUAGUCACCUUAUAAAUGAACAUGAUCUUUACCUAUGCUAUAUUUAUUAAUACUAAUGUUGUUUGGUCUGAUGUGUGCUACUGUAUUAUUUGUUCGUUGUAUUUAAAAUCUGGCUGUCUGGCAGGAUCUCAGUGAUCUCCUUUUGGCUGUUCAUCAUGGUGGACCCAAGUGCUUCUCUUGGAAAUACACUGGUUUGUAAGGCACUUUGGAGCAUUUCUGCUGGGCUGGGUAGCAGGCCAGGGACUGCAAUAGUGCAGAUUCAGCUCCCUCUGGCACAGCUGUGUAGUGAUUGUGUCAUAUAAGCAAGGUGUGUGAAUGGCAAUACUGAAUUAAGAUUAGCAUUGUCUGCAGCAUGGGGGUUAACGUGGCCUCCUUCAUCAAGGAAAUAAUUAUUUUCACUGCUUUGAGAAAAUUGCCUUAAAAAAAAAUGAAUCUAGUGUCCAACAGAAUAUAUGGAUGCUUGUUGUUUUUACUUUGAUUAAAAAUGCGUUGUGCAAUGUAUUAGGUGCAGUAUGGUAGCCAAAUUCUACUUCAAACUGUGAUGUACAGUUUUAAUGACAGUUCUGCAAGGACCAUUCACUGUGUAUUCUUUCUCUUCUUUAUACAGGCAACACUUAAUGAAGUAUACACAUUACUAAUGUCCAUCCUGCAGAGAAAUGAGCUGUGAAAAAAUUCAAGCAAACAUGUUCCAACUGUUCAUACAAAGGAUUGCAUAAGUCACACAUUGUGUUUCCACAAAACUUUCCCCACAAUUUGCUGCUGCUCAGCAUGUACUUCACUUACUUUCCUCCAACUAAAAUUUGCAAACAGACCAGAUUUCCAGUGCUAACAGAGAUUUGGAGCCACGUGUUCCAGGAAUGGCUGGGUAUGCCACACCGAUACAAUAUAAAGGCAACGUUAAUCACCUUCUCUCUCACUUUUUAAUAGCUCCCUUCCAUGGUUCUCAUUCUCCCUCACUAGAGACUGGAGAUUAAAGGAACUUUACUAUAUUUCAAAUACAGUUUAAUCAAUUAAGAUGGAUCUCCUUCAUAGCAAUGGAGUGCUUAUCAUUCAGCAUUUACAGAGAGACUACAGGGCUUACCAGGAUUUCCUUAAUUUUAUGUCACAUGUUGGAGAUCCUCGGAAUAUAUUCUCAUUUUAUUUUCCUCUUUGGUUUCAGCUCAACCAAGUGGUUGGUACUAAAAUGAUAUGGGUGGCAGUCAUUGGUGAUUGGUUCAACCUGAUAUUUAAAUGGAUUUUAUUUGGCCAUCGUCCCUACUGGUGGGUGCAUGAAACAAUGAUUUAUCCCAAUCAGUCAAGCCCAUGCCUGGAACAGUUUCCUAUAACAUGUGAAACUGGACCAGGGAGCCCAUCUGGACACGCCAUGGGAUCUUCCUGUGUCUGGUACGUAAUGGUAACAGCAGCACUUAGCUACACAGUGAGGUGGAAAGAGAAAUCAGCAGUUACUCUUCAUAGACUGACAUGGUCAUUACUCUGGACUAUUUUUUGGAUUAUCCAGAUCAGCGUGUGCAUCUCAAGAGUAUUCAUAGCAACACAUUUCCCUCAUCAAGUUAUUCUUGGAGUAUUUGCUGGAAUUGUUGUGGCAGAAGCAUUUGAGCAUACUCCUGCUAUUCAGACAGCAAGCUUGAGAAUGUACAUCAAGACAAACUUGUUUCUUUUCAUCUUUGCCCUUGGUUUUUACCUAGUCCUCAAGCUUCUUGAUAUUGACUUGCUGUGGUCUGUCCCAAAGGCCAAGAAGUGGUGUGCCAAUCCAGACUGGAUAAACAUUGACACAACUCCAUUUGCUGGACUGGUGAGGAAUUUAGGUGCAUUCUUUGGCUUAGGUAUUGGUAUUAAUUCAGAAAUGUUCAUCACCAGCUGCAAGGGUAAAAACAGCUGUAAGAUAAGUUUCCGUGUAUUGUGCAUAGCUGCUUCUUUAGCUACACUACAGCUGUAUAAUUUUGUUAAGAUACCUACUCAUACUGAGUAUUUGUUCUACAUUCUCUCUUUUUGUAAGAGUGCAGCUAUGCCUCUGACUGUAGUCGCCUUGGUUCCAUACUGUGUCCACACGUUAAUGAGGACAACUGAUAAGAAAUGUAAUUAGAUAAGGUUUCCAAAUGGUUGCCAGUGCAAGGAUAUGAACUACUCAAGAGCCCUCCACAAAGGCAUGGUUAACUCAUGUUAACCAAGGGGGAUGCCACCGCACCUUUGAUGUGCUCCUGGUAAGUAGCCUGUAUAUCCCAAAUCAGUGCAUUCAAGAAUGGUUUGGCAGCUCAGAAAUAUAAAGUAGUUGCUGACUUUAUUCCUAGAAGCAUUGCAAUGAAGGACGCUGCAGUAUGGUUUUCUAACAAUACUCUGAGUCAUGCUGAAGUUUUAAAGUAUUAUUGGCUAGCUUUAUUUAGCUACUUGGUCAUCUUUUAGUUCAUUGCCAACUAGAUGGUGCUUUGGGCCUCAGUGGUAUAUAGUGGUACACAGUAUUUAAUUUUUUUAUAUGUAGAUGUGUGCUAAACUGCUAGCUAAUGGAGUGACAGUAUUACACCACCUACAGCUGUCCCCGAGCACUGUGAAAAAGACCAAUGCAGUUAUCGGGAAGGAUUUCUAUAGGUCUAUCUUCUUGUGCUUCCUGAGCUAACAGCUUCUGCUUAAGCCAGAUGCAAAAAAAAAAAAAAAAAAAAAA
This is a messenger RNA of Phasianus colchicus (ring-necked pheasant), 4728 nucleotides long. The record is from RefSeq and is a predicted model, not a curated record. Lineage: Eukaryota; Metazoa; Chordata; Aves; Galliformes; Phasianidae.